AUGACAACCAACCAAUUCGUAUUUUUUCAUUGCUAAAAUAAAAUAAUUUUAAAAUAUUUCAUUAGAAAAAGUUGUUGCCUCAAGCUAUAUUACGAACUUGAUAAUUUUUCGAGUCUUCCUAUCCUACCACCAUUCAUUCUGUCUGUCUGUCUAUCUGUCUCUAUCUCCUUUCCGACUGAUUCAACCAACCGCCGAACCGAAAGUAUAAACCAACGGAGCAGGUCAGUAUUUCUGCAGCAAUUAGAAAACUGGCGGGAUCUGCCACUGGCUUCUCCGAAACAACCAACGUUAAAAAGCAAGAGACCAAACCAGCUAACGCUAAAACGCCUAAAACUAACUCUCGCCUGACCUCGUGAACCGAUCUGACCUACCUACAAGUCUAACUACACCUCCUAAGUCCUAACUUAACCUAAAGCUAGGCAAAGCAUAAAGAAACUCAAUAAUUCUUAUUUGGAAAAAAGAAAAUGGAUACAACUGAAGAGCAAAUGGAUCUGGAGAUUAUAAAUUUGUCGCCAGGGAAGGAUGAGGUGGUGGUGGCCAUCCCAGACAGUACUGAGUUACAGGAGGCAGUUGGUGGUAGUAAGGUAGAGUCUAAUGAGUUUAUAGUUGGUAGGACCAUUAAAACGAGAGUGUUAAAUAAAAUUAAUGGGGGCUCUUAUGGUGACAUUCACCUCGGUGUUUUACUCGAUACUUCUGAAACAGUUGCUGUCAAACUAGAAUCAAUGAAAUCGCCACAUCAGCAGCUCCUGCAGGAAGGCAACGUUAUGCGACAUCUCGAAGGUGGUCCUGGAAUUCCCAAAGUUCACUGGUUUGGAAGCUAUGAACCUUUAUAUAAUGUCAUGGUCAUGGAUUAUUUAGGACUUAGUCUCCAAGAAUUGUUCUCCUUUUGUGGGCACAUCUUUACGUUGAAAACUGUCUUGCUGAUAGGAGAGCAGGUUCUCGACAUAUUAGACUUCAUCCACUCUAAGGAAUAUGUUCAUCGCGAUAUUAAACCAGACAAUUUCGUGAUUGGCGCUUUGGGCUCUAGCAAACAAGAUACAGUUUUUCUUAUUGACUUUGGUUUAGCCAAAAAAUGCCAACGUCAGCGGUUUUCAGUGGGUGGUGGUUUCAGUUCUGGUUACGGGAUAAACCGACCCAUGGUUGGCACCGUUCGAUACAUGGGUCUCCACGCUCACGAUGGUCAAGGGGAUCAACCGCGGGACGACCUCGAAUCCUUGGGUUACUGUUUCUUAUAUUUUUUAAAGGGCAGACUGCCAUGGCAAGGUGUGAAGGGUUUCAAAAAUCGCGAAGAAAAAUUGGCGGAGAUACGAAAAAUUAAAGCUUCUACGCCGAUCGACAGCCUGUGCGGAGGUUUGCCUAGUCUGUUCGGGGACUUCAUCAGCAAGUGCAGGAGAGCGAAAAAGAAUGAUCCGAAUGUGACUGCUGCCAAAUGGAAGAGGUACCUGACCUUCCUUGCAGAGGAGCGCAAAAUCGCGUUCGACCGCGUGUAUGACUGGUCGAAUAAACCGGAGUUGCUUGAUUUUAAGGCUGAUUCCAGGAAGCACGGCCACGAUAGCAGUUGAGACAGUGUGGGAGGUGGGAGAUGUGCUGGAGUAUGCUGGCUGGGAUGUCAUGAUGUGGAAGUUUUUUUGGCUGGGGUGUGUUGCUUGGAAAGUAUAUCGGAUGGGGUGUGAUGAAAUCAUCCGACGAUUCUUGUGCCUUUUCUAGAAUAUAUUUUUUAAUUUGAAAAAAUUAACUCUCAUUUUCAUGUUAUUUUUGCGAUUUUAUUCAUGCUGAUUUCAUUGGCAUAAACAGUUUUAUAUAUAUUCAUUUAUUCAAUCAUAAAGCUGAAUGAAUUCAUUUCACUGUGCAAUUUAUUUUUGCCAAACUCAACCUCUAUCUUUAUUUCACCAUUGGCUCUCUCCAACUCAUAUCAACCUUCCCGUUCCAUUCAGCUGUUUUAUAUUCAUUAUCUAUUCAUUUCUAAAAUAUUUUAAGAUUUUUAACUUUAAUAAAUUUAAACCCACACCCGCGCACACACGCACGCACACACAUCAUAGUGUUUAUUUCAAUUUCUUCAUCUAGAUAUGCAUAUAUAUAUACCUAUUAACUGGUGAAUUUUGGAAACAUAUGCUACGCUCCGGACAAACACUUUCUUCU
This is a messenger RNA of Helobdella robusta, 2139 nucleotides long. RefSeq lists its product as hypothetical. Gene Ontology annotation, cellular component: cytoplasm; nucleus. NCBI's taxonomy places the organism in Eukaryota, Metazoa, Annelida, Clitellata, Rhynchobdellida, Glossiphoniidae. The transcript is spliced from 2 exons. The record is from RefSeq and is a predicted model, not a curated record. Gene Ontology annotation, molecular function: protein serine/threonine kinase activity; ATP binding. Gene Ontology annotation, biological process: peptidyl-serine phosphorylation; endocytosis; signal transduction. The coding region runs from base 465 to 1562 and encodes 365 amino acids.